UUUCGUAACAUGUGAAUGUCUGUUUUAACCUUAAGUGAUUUACUUAAACGCUAUAACAUUAUUUAUUCAAAUACAAUAAAGAGUCCACACUGGAAGCAAAUCAUUGAUCUCUGUUAAGCUAUAUAUAGUGUGUGAUUUCUUUUUGUGUACAUGGUAGUCGCUAUAGGUUUAUUGUGUCAAAUCAUUACAAUGAUCGAUAGGUUGUUGUAAGUUCCUAUUGCAAAAUGUCUGCCCGAUACCGUCUUAACGAAGGAUUUAAAGAAAUAAGUGUCUGUUUAAUUUGAUAGCACUAACUUAAUACUUGAAUUCACGUUUGUAUUUAUAAAUAAGAUUGAACUUUUAGAGUAAAAACAGUGUUUAUAUAAAUAUUUUCUGCUGUGAAUUGAUGAAAACAUGACAUCGUGACGUUAUACUUUAAUACUCCUCAAUAAAGACUCCAUUCCUGCUUCAAGCUCCUGGAUUAAGCUUCAUUAACCUCGCAAGGUUUCUCCAUCAUAGGAAGGGACUUAAACCAAGAAACGCCAUGCAUCUCUGGACACUUCUACUAUCGCUUCUUGUUGAGCGCACCACGGCCUUCUGCAGCGUCACAACGUCUUCGACGGCGGCUGCGAGCGAGACCACGUUGAAUUACGUUCAAUCUCCUGGUUACCCUUCCGGCUACCCACCGAAUGAAGAUUGUGAAUGGAAUAUAAGCCCCGCCGACUCGAGCCAACGCGUUAUGUUCUAUAUUGAGAUGGUUAGUCUGGAAGCCCGGUACGAUUUCUUGUCGAUUGUCGACAAUGGAGGUACCGUUUGGUACUCGGAAAGUUAUGACCAAUUGUAUGGAAUAACAGAGUCAGGAGAUGUGAAAGUUGUCUUUCACUCGGACUACUCUAUCCAGUAUGGGGGAUUCAGCCUGAUGUAUAUGGCUGUCAAAACCUCCGACAGCGACAUUGCGCCGUGCUCCUCUUCCCUGACCGCGUCCAGUACAGAUCAAAACCUCGUCUACUAUUUCUCGUCGUCCUCAUACCUCUAUCAAACAGGACAAAGCCAAUCCUGUUCAUGGACGAUAACGGCGAGCGCCAAUCAAUUCAUUGAAAUCAGCGUCCCGUUAUACACAACUAGCAACUGGUACCUACUGGAUCUGGGUCAAUCUUCCGAGUACGUCAGUGGUUCCGGUCCAUACAUCACUUCCGGAAACACUGCAACAGUGACGUCAUUGGAUGGGGCAUUCAUUUUGACAUAUAAGGAGGUUUCCUAUAGUACCACAGAUGCAACAUUGACGACAACACCAUCUCUUGAUGUAACGGAUAUGUGCGACACAUCGCAGCUAUAUGCAGACCAGACCUCCCGCUAUCUGCAGUCGAAUAACUACCCUAAUCCUUCCUUCAGGUACGUUUAUAAAUACUCAUUUCUUAUCCAUCAAUUGUCACGAAAGCUCAUAGUUGAGUCCAUUCGGCUCCUGGGUAAAACCCAGUACCGUCAGCAUAAGAAAGUUCCCCAGACGGACUAA
Molecule: messenger RNA, 1492 nt
Organism: Mya arenaria
Lineage: Eukaryota; Metazoa; Mollusca; Bivalvia; Myida; Myidae
Product: CUB and sushi domain-containing protein 3-like
Exons: 8
Coding region: 524-1492 (322 amino acids)
Molecular function (GO): serine-type endopeptidase activity
Source: RefSeq, a predicted model, not a curated record